AUGAAGAUCAGCGUGAAAAUGGGAUCAAACUCCUGCCAGAUCGAAAUAAUCGAUGGAGAAAAUGCUUUGAAUAGUUUAGGAGAAUUGCGAAGUGUUAUAGGAGAUAAAGGAAACUUCGACGCAUCGGGUAUUAAAAUAAUACAUCGAGGAAAAACGCUCGCUGGCCCAGAUUCAACACCGUUAGUUGAGUUCAACUUCGUAGAGAACGAUAAGCUGAUUGUAAUGGGCAAACCAAAGAAAGCUAUGAAGAUUGAUCAAGGAUAUGCUCUUCUAAUCAAAUAUGAGAAAGAUAAUCUUGUGAAAUUACAAGAACAAUAUGCUGGGAUAACGAGGGAUUUGGAAGAGUUAAAUAAAGAGUAUUUGGAAGAAGCGAAGACCCGUGAAAUGAUCAAGAAGAUGGACAAAAGGCUGAAUCUUUUCACAGAAAUAUCUUUGAAACAUAUGGAAAACAUCGAUGGUCUAGAAGUAAUCACUGAAGAAACUUCACCAGAACAGACACUGUUGAACCGAGAGAAAAGGAAAUCUCUCAUCGUUGGUAUACAAAACCUUUUGAAUCUAAACGAUAAAAAUGCGAGAAGUCUCGAGGAACUCACAAGAAAAUUAGAUGACGGUUACUAA
Molecule: messenger RNA, 618 nt
Organism: Auanema sp. JU1783
Lineage: Eukaryota; Metazoa; Nematoda; Chromadorea; Rhabditida; Rhabditidae
Source: the annotation of a GenBank genome assembly